AUGAAAGACUUAAGCAAGCAAUCCUGUUCGAAUGAUAGCUUUCAGCAUCCCUUUAUUCAAAGUAUACGAAUGCAGAAUGUUGAGGAUCUCGCUUACGAUAUUUACAUGUCUUCAGAAAUAAUACGGAACAAUGCUUGGGGUCAAUUUUCAUUUGUUCCUCAGGGCCUUCCUCACGGAUUAACAUCCGGUGGUCUACGACGUGGCAGCACUACGGUCUCAGAUUUUCAAUCGAGUCUUUCCCCUAGUACGUGUGUAAAUGGGCAAAGUGAAUACACUGACGAUGAAAUAGGUUUGCUUCAUUUAAUAAAAGCUCCGGACCGCUCAAACGACGAGUUCUCCUUCAGCGACAGCAACUAUGAGAUUUCUAAUUCCGAAAGCAGUACUUUACGCCUUUCAAGCUCAUUCACAAUUCACCGUGAUUUGAAUAUGCAUGUGUGCCCUUUUAAUGACUUUAUCGCUAAGAUUACGUAUAAUAAUCGACAAUUGCUUGGGAAGGGCGGGCUUUCCAAUGUCUAUCGAGCCAACUUACAAAUCCAUAGACGUCAACAGGAUAGUGAUCGGUCUAAGGUCAACUGCGAGACCAGUUUGUUAGGUUCCAAGUCUUUACCAGAGAAGUGCUUCAGCAUCGAAGUGGCCGCAAAGAAGACAUUCAUUACCUCGGAGAUAUUAAUGAAUGGUGAGUUACUGCCCGAAGUAGUUUCCCUUUUGAAGAUGCGGCAUAGUAUAAACCACUCCGGACUUGUUAGGGCUUUUUUGAUUUUUUUUUUCUCAGAUGACUCGGCCACUGAUACGACUCGACAACAAUUAUCCUCCCCCUCUCAGCUGGAAAAACCCCGACUCGAGAACCCCCAUUCGAAUUCAUUUUUUAUUCUAUCUCUUUUAGAACUUAGUCGGGAUGGGACGCUUUCCAAUAAACUGAAUCAAUGUGAGCAGAUUGGUGAGGUGGAAAUACGCCACAUGCUGUGGGAUAUUCUACCUGGGCUUUGCUAUUUGCACGAAAAGAUUGGGGUGGUUCACAAUGAUAUUAAACCACAGAACAUCCUGCUCUUCUCCCGGAGCCCCGCCUCGCGGUUACAGAACGGGCCACAGGGCUCAACCCUUCAGUACAAGUUAGGGGACUUUGGCCAUUCCCGGUUUGUCCAGCCCAUUAACAUACUGAUAGGACAGUUGCACCGUCUCCGUCACGAAAUUCUCACCAACACCACUCGCAAACGGUUGUUGGCGGGAACGGUGUUGUAUAUGUCUCCCGAAAGUUGUAUCGGGCUCGACGAUAGCCCUUCAAAUGACAUCUGGUCGAUCGGGAUCACUGUCUUUCAACUCGCCACCGGACACCUACCGUGGAGGCCGGUCGAGCGUGCCGUACCUGAUGUUGUUAGGCACGGGUUUAUGAAGAAGUUUUCACAAGGGUUUCUUUUAAAUCCAGACGUCGAAGACGUCGAUUUUAACACAAAGCCUUCGUUUGGUAAUAGUUUUGACACAUUUGGACCUAUUUUAGAUGAAAUUGAGAGCUCAGAGUUCUCACCAGAAUUUGUCGAUUUUGUAAAGUGGUGUUUAACGGAAGAUUUUAGAAAUCGUCCAACGUGUAGUUCUCUCUUAGAACACCCUUUUCUGUCCGGGGGCCAGCCUGAUUUGGGUUAA
This is a messenger RNA of Phytomonas sp. Hart1, 1638 nucleotides long. The record is from the annotation of a GenBank genome assembly. NCBI's taxonomy places the organism in Eukaryota, Euglenozoa, Kinetoplastea, Trypanosomatida, Trypanosomatidae.